UCCUCAGCUCAGCGCGGUUAUGACAGCUUGUCGCGCUUCUUCUGAACACGGUUUCCUCUGAUUAACAACGUAUAAUCAGAAAUUUCUUCAAGUUUGCUUUGUCCACAGAUGUCGCGACAGCAGUGUGGGGAAAGUGCAAGGGCAGGGAGGACGAAUGCCCACUCUUUUUUCUGACAUAGGUUUAAAAACUGCUUGCCAGGUCUUUUGGGGAGACCGGCACCAGCGUGAAGAGCAAGAAUGACCAUGCGAUGUUUAUCGCUGCGACUAAGACGAAAGCAGUUCCUUCCUUCCCUCCUGUCAUUGCUGACUAUAUCCAUCCUGCUAUUGGUCUGUGUCAAGCACGGCUACAUCACUGAACCUUCACAUAUUGGUACAGACAUGCAGAUAAUUCCCAAGUACAAUAUUGAUUGCUCUGCUAUUUAUGACAUGGACCCAGUGGAGGUGGGGAAAUCUCUGCUGAUCAAAAAGAAAGACGUUGUGGAGAGUAAAGAUGAAAGUCUAGCUUAUCUUACCUCUAACUGUACUUUAUUCAGAAAGUACAGGGGUUAUGAUAAUGUGUGUGCCACAGAAGAGGAGCAAGACUUUCCUAUUGCUUAUUCUUUGGUUGUGCAUAAAUCUGCCUGGAUGGUAGAGAGACUCAUCAAUGCACUGUACUCACCCAGUAAUAUCUACUGUAUCCACUAUGAUCAAAAGUCCUCUGCUCAGUUCAUAUCAGCCAUGGAGGGUUUGGCCCAAUGUCUGCCCAAUGUCUUCAUUACCAGCAAGAAAGAAUCAGUAUAUUAUGCAAGCAUUAGCCGAUUAAAGGCUGAUCUCAACUGUCUGUCUGACCUUUUGGGUUCAGAAGUCAAGUGGAAGUAUGUCAUCAACCUCUGUGGCCAAGACUUCCCUCUCAAGUCCAACAUGGAGCUAGUGUCAGAACUAAAGCAACUGAAUGGCAGAAACAUGCUAGAGACGAGCCGACCCACACCAGCUAAGAAACAACGGUUCACCUUUCACUACGAGCUGAAAGAUGCCAGCUUUGAAUAUCAAAAACUGCCAGUGAAAACAGAGUAUGUAAAGAACCCACCACCACACAAUAUUGAGGUGUUCUCUGGAAACGCCUACUUUGUACUUUCCCGGAAGUUCAUUGAGUAUAUGAAUGCCUCAGGUGUAGUGAAAGAUUUUUUGUCCUGGUCAGAGGACACCUACUCCCCAGAUGAACACUUUUGGGCAACACUUGUGCGACUGCCAGGUGUCCCUGGAGAGGUGCCUAGAUCCAAGCCUGAUGUUACAGACCUGAUGAGCAAAACCAGGCUGGUGAAGUGGCAGUACCUGGAGGAGCAGCUGUACCCACCGUGCACAGGGACACACGUUCGCAGCGUUUGUAUAUUUGGUGCUGCGGAAAUGCGUUGGUUGCUGAACUAUGGCCACUGGUUUGCCAAUAAGUUUGACCCCAAAGUGGACCCUGUACUCAUUCAGUGCCUUGAGGAGAAGCUGAAGGAAAAGCAGAAGUUAUUUCAAUCAGUGUCACUGACUUGUCGUAAAGGUUAAAUGAUGGCUAAAAUGGAUCAGGAACAAAUAUUAUGUUCUUUCAGUGAUUUUUCAAAUUUGACUGCUAUUUCUCAUACAUCAUUAUCUUUGAAGUUACAAAUCAACAUAAUUGAUUAUUUAUAAUGAGCUAUAAGUAAUAGCGAAGGGGACUAAUCACUGUUUUCUGGUCUUUUAGAAACAAAAGUUUAAGUGGGAAAGACAAAAUGCAGUGUUGAGAUAUGAAAAUGGUGUUUACAGCUCUAAUAUGUUGCAUCGGCACUGUUUGUUUAAGGAAAGGUCUGGCCGAGCUGCAUUCUUUUCUCAGGGUGUUCUCUCUCACUUGAGUCAGUUGUUUAUCUACAAAGACAAUGUUGGUUUUAUGGUAAAUGGUAAAUGGAUUCUUAUAUAGCGCUUUUCUACUCUCCCGGAGUACUCAAAGUGCUCUAUAAAUUUUAUGCAUUUUUUUAUGUAUUCAGUUUUUAAGAGAUUUAUUUCUUAGAUUUCUGUCUUCAUAGAAAAGUCCAGUUUACAAAAACACACCCAUGAGGAACAUGUCUUAGCAGAAACAGUCGUCUGCUUCUCAUUGUGAAUGGGGAAAACAGGGAUAAUAUUUGUUUUUGUUAAUUGGUUGAAUGAGAGGUAAUGAGAGGUAAUUAUACAAUAAUGACUGGUUACAUUUUAAAAGCUAACAUGCUCUUGCCUGUUUCUGACCGAUUCCCUUUUCCUCUGAUACAUGUGUUAACGUUUUACUACAGAUUCAGUUUUUGGCUCAUUCUGAUGGUGCUCUUGCAAACUAUAAUAACAAAAUAUUAUUUCCUCAACACACAGCAUGCUAUCUGGACAGCCCCUUUUUCCAUGAAAUGCAAUCGAACACAUUGGAUUGGUUUUACACAGAAUACUGUGUAAAACAGAGGAGAGGUCAUCUAUUCUAUGUCAUCUAUUCCUCACAAAUUAAUCAAGAACUAAUUUGUUUGCAACAAUCGAACUGGUGGAUGGAUACAAGCUGCUUUAUUAAGGGUUGAUUCCAACUACAUAUGUAAUGCAGGUUUGCAUCAAACUAUAACGUAAAUUGGAAAAAUAAACAGCCUCUCAGUGAUAGACUGUAUAUAAAAGAUUAACAGAACUUGUUAGGUUAUAAAAGUAAAGGUCAUGGAGGAAACCAAUGCAGUAUGUGCCUGUUGAUGGGGAAAUAAGCCCGAUGUUCAUCUGAUAUGGCUUUAUCAAGUGACCUGCUUUAAACAUGUCCUUAAAUAGUUCCUUGUGAUUUUCUAGUCUUUGAUGCUUGAGUUGAGUUGAAUACAACAAGGUGUUCAUUUUACAAAUUAUGGUCCUCAAAUAAAGUGAAAAAUUACAACAUGA
This is a messenger RNA of Neolamprologus brichardi, 2868 nucleotides long. Its product is annotated as beta-1,3-galactosyl-O-glycosyl-glycoprotein beta-1,6-N-acetylglucosaminyltransferase 4-like. The record is from RefSeq and is a predicted model, not a curated record. Gene Ontology annotation, molecular function: acetylglucosaminyltransferase activity. NCBI's taxonomy places the organism in Eukaryota, Metazoa, Chordata, Actinopteri, Cichliformes, Cichlidae. Gene Ontology annotation, cellular component: membrane.